Sycon ciliatum is the source of this 2274-nucleotide messenger RNA. RefSeq names its product E3 ubiquitin-protein ligase RNF114-like. Gene Ontology annotation, biological process: ubiquitin-dependent protein catabolic process; protein polyubiquitination. Gene Ontology annotation, molecular function: ubiquitin protein ligase activity. The transcript has 6 exons. The coding region runs from base 309 to 1031 and encodes 240 amino acids. NCBI's taxonomy places the organism in Eukaryota, Metazoa, Porifera, Calcarea, Leucosolenida, Sycettidae. The record is from RefSeq and is a predicted model, not a curated record.
AACUAACUGUUACCUUCGCAGGUGUCGCCUUGCUCCGCGCUCCGCCACGCCAUGGGUAAUAAAAGAAAGUGGUCCCGCAGACUACUACCCCAGACGACUAGAGUAAACAAUACCUAUUGAGAGUCGCGGAGCCACAGUUCAGCUCGAUAUAAAGUCUCUAUUGCCAUUCUCCUUGGACUUUCGUACCCUCUCUGCUCCCUCCCGGAGCAGCGACUUUGCCGAGCUCCGCUUCAAAGUUGCUGAGAGUGUGACGAGCCAGGGAAAAUAAACCAUUCGUCACCGGUGCCCCGCGUAUCCGACCUAGCACUAUGGCCGACGAUUCGCUUGGAGAGUUUGAGUGCAAAAUUUGCCUGGAUGUGCUGUGCAACCCGUGCAAGCUUCCUUGCAACCACUGUUUCUGUGAGUUGUGUCUUGAAGGCGUUUCCCGUCGCAAAGGCACGUGUCCGAUAUGCCGCUCGCCGUUUGUACAGCUCCAACCGGCCGCGGCCAUGCGUAAAGCGCUGAUGAUGAAGCACUUGCCAUGUCCCUACUGUGGAGUGAAGUUCCGUGCUGAUGGUCUGCGGUGUCACAAGAAUCUUUGCAAGGAUGAUGUGGAAAGCCCUGGUGCUGGUGCUGGUGCUGCUGUUAUGGGCUUUGCACCACCACGAGCAGCAGCAGCAGCAGCAGCUGCCCGGCCGCCACUGCUAACUGCCGCCACUGGGACUGGGCAUGGGCCCUCACGCAGGCGACCAGGAGCUAGAGACACGGGUCCGAACAGGUAUACGUUCACCUGCCCUCUGUGCCAGGAGGGGCCUAUCGACUGUGUAGAGCUUGCCGAGCACGUUCAAGAGAGGCACAGCGGUGACAAGCGCCAAGUGGUGUGUCCCGUUUGCAAGGUGAUGCCGUGGGGCAAGCCGGACCAGGUCAGCCAGAACUUCUACGAUCACGUGACGCGCCGUCACCGCUUUGAGUACGACCGCUUUGUGGACUAUGACAUGGAUGAUGAUGAGGCACUGAAGCAUGCGCUCGAGUUCUCCAUGCAGCUGCAGUAGUAGUCCAACUACACCCAGCCUGUGUACCCUGCUGGCUGUAAUACCUGUCAUGGCCGAGCUGGCAUGGGUGGCAGCCAUUACUGUGCAGGGCCUGCGAGUGAUUCGUGCGAAUCUGCACAUGCCGAGCUGGUAUGGAUAACACUAUGGCACAGGGCCUGUGUGUGUGUGUGUGUGUGACUGGUGCGCCGGUGAACAGCUGCCUCUUCAAUGACGACACAUCUACAGUACAACCUCUUUUUUCCAAUUGACAGGACGACUUACCUGAUGUACAUAAUGAUCGCAUAUCACAAUAUCACCAUACUACUGAAUCACUGCACCAUUGCUGCCGGCGCAUGUAGGAGAGGAUUACUUCUUUUAUGCAUGCUGCCAGACAGUUGUGUUGCAGAAACGUUGUGCAUUCGCCAAUAGGAAAUAGGUACAGAGUGCACUAGCACUGCCUUUGUGAUUUGGUCCGGGUACAAAUUGACGAUGCAACUAACUUUACAGCUUCCUUCCGGUUUCAAAUAUACCAUCACGGUGGCUUACCAGACUAAUGUGAAUAUACAUGUUGGUCUCGAUGCUACUCUUUUGUUGUAAAAACUUCUUGGCAGCGAUAUCUGGGCCCAAACGUUUCCGAACACUGUAAUUAUCCUGUCUCUUCGGACAGUCACCGGUGAUUUCCAAUGAUUCUGGCCGCAGCCGUCAUUCUGGUAUGACUAGGGUUCAGUGUCACAGCUGGACCCACCCCGCGGCCCUGCCCUGGAGUCCAUUGUGGCCAACAUCGUACAAACAGAAGCUAUGCUAAGUAUUGCAAUUAGCCUCAGCCUCAAUAUGAACUGCCAUCACUUUACUCAUCAAAGUUUCCUUAAAUACCUGACAAUAUAGUCUAACUUAGCUGAGAUUCAUUUAUUAUUUUAUAGGGAUCAUGUCUGAACUUUGUGGUAUGUCAGCGGUAAUGAUGACAGCCAGCUUUUUUCUCUCCAUCGAUUGCUCAUUGCUUCAAAUUGGGUCUAUUGGGCUUCAUGUGCUCUUUCUAUGUUGUGCUGCUUCCUGUUCAGAGGAUUAGCAGGAGAGAAUAAUAUUAUAUAGAGUUACUUGAUUAUGAACACACAUUGCUGUGAAUGCUUUGAGAUUGCUGGCUGACAUCUUCAUCGCGACAGCGUUUGUGGAGCUCUCCAUGAUAUGUGGCUGCCAUGGAGUCGUACCCAAACUUGGUCGACUCCAUGGCGGCUGCAAAUGUCGAGGACACAUGCCUCAAGUUUCA